AGCGUGGCGUGUGCGUCUUCCACUUCCGGCCGCACCGGGACGACACGCAGCGCGAAUUCAUUCGGCACAUGAAUCCUGUGUCUCUGGGCUCGUGGUACGUCUGCGGAUUCGCGCUUCGUUGCGUAGCGGCGGCGGGAAAAGCGGCACGAUGACGAGCUAAAGCCCUAGGACCGCCAGGAAGAUGUGCAAAACCCCCAAGGGGAGAAGAGUGAGCGAAGCUACAUCAGAAGAGACGUAACCCUUUGCUCCUGAGUCUAGGGCCACCAUGGAUGAGCAGGCCUUGUUGGGCUUGAACCCGAAUGCCGAUGCCAGUUACCAGCAAAGGGCACUGGCAUAUUUUGAGCAGUUGAAGGAGUCGCCGGAUGCAUGGCAGGUGUGUGCUGAGUCUCUGGCCAAAGGGCUCUACAGCGAUGACCAUGUGAAAUUCUUUUGCUUUCAAGUUCUGGAGCAUCAGAUCAAGUUCAGACAUGGGGCCCUCAGCGCAGCUCAGCAGCAGCUCUUCAGAGAAACCCUCAUGAAAUGGCUGCAGACACAGAUGAUGAACUCCCAGCCAGAGAAAGCCUUCAUCCGCAACAAGGCAGCCCAAGUGUUUGCGUUGACCUUUGUGGCUGAGUAUCUUACUCAGUGGCCCAAGUUCUUCUUCGACAUCCUGUCACUUAUUGGUCUGAAUCCCCGCGGUGUGGACUUGUACUUGCGCAUGCUCAUGGCCAUCGACGCUGAGGUGGUGGACCGUGACAUACACCACUCUUCUGAGGCAAGGCCAACCUUUAAAGAAACGCGCCGAAACACCCUGAUCAAGGACACCAUGCGGGAGCAGUGCAUCCCGAGCCUGGUGGAGUCCUGGUACCGGAUCCUGCACACAUACCAGCACACCCACUCUGAGCUCACCUGCCAAUGUCUGGAGGUGGUGGGGGCCUAUGUGUCUUGGAUUGACCUGAGUCUCAUUGCCAAUGACAGGUUUGUCAAUUUACUCCUGAGUCACAUGUCUGUGGAGGUGUUGAGAGAAGAAGCCUGUGAUUGCUUGUUUGAGAUUGUCAACAAAGGGAUGGACCCUGUUGACAAAACCAAGCUGGUGGAGUCCCUGUGUCAGGUGCUGCAGUCUGCUGGGUUCUUCAAUGUGGAGCAGGAGGAUGACGUGGACUUUGUUGCCAAGUUCUCAAAGCUGGUGAAUGGCAUGGGUCAGUCGCUCAUCACCAGCUGGACCAAGCUAGCUAAGGCAGGUGACAUGAAGAACAGCCAGGAGACACUGCGAGCCCUGGAGACCAAGGUGCCCCUCAUGCUGCAGCUCCUGGUGCAUGAGGACGAUGACAUCUCUGCCAACAUUGUGGGUUUCUGCUACGACUACCUGCAUGUCCUUAAGCAGCUUCCACUUCUAACUGACCAUCAGAAAGCUAACGUAGAGGCAAUCAUGCUAGCUGUAAUGAAGAAGUUAACUUAUGAUGAUGAGUACAACUUUGAAAAUGAGGGGGAGGAUGAGGCUAUGUUUGUGGAGUACAGGAAGCAGCUGAAGCUACUGCUGGACCGGCUGGCACAGGUGUCUCCAGAGCUGCUCUUGGAAGCUGUGCGCAGAGUCUUCACAUCCACCAUGCAAAGCUGGCAGACGGCACCGUUUAUGGAGGUGGAGGUGGCAAUCCGGCUCUUGUACAUGUUGGGAGAGGCCCUUCCAGCCUCUCAAGGGGCUCACUUCUCUGGGGAUGGGGCCAAAGCUAGUGCUCUGCAAGACAUGAUGAGGAUGCUGGUCACCUGUGGCGUAAGCGAGUACCAACAUACGUCUGUGACGCUUGAGUUCUUUGAGACGGUUGUUCGCUAUGACAAGUUCUUCAUUGUGGAGCCUCAGCACAUCCCAAAUGUCCUGAUGGCAUUUUUGGACCACCGGGGCCUGAGGCACAGUAGCCCAAAAGUGAGGAGCAGGGUGGCAUACCUCUUCUCCAGAUAUGUCAAGACCCUCCACAAACACAUGAAUGCCUUCAUAGAAGACAUCCUCAGCCAGUUACAGGACCUCCUGGACCUUUCACCGCCAGAGAAUGGCUAUCCUCCACUGCUGACCAGCGACGAUCAGCUUUUUGUGUUUGAGACGGUCGGUGUGCUGAUUGUAAACAGUGAGUACACGGCACAGAGGAAGCAGGCCUUGAUGAGGAACCUCUUGGACCCUCUAAUGGGCACUUUCAAGCUGUUGCUGGGGAAGCUGCUUCUGGAGCAGGACGAGGAGCGGCAGUCUGCUCUCGCUGACUGUCUCAACCAUGCCGUGGGCUUUGCCAGUCGCACUAGCAAGGCCUUCAGCAACAAACAGACAGUGAAGCAGUGCGGCUGCUCUGAGGUCUACCUCGAUUGUCUGCAGACCUUCCUGCCUGCCCUCAGCUGCCCUGUCCAGAAGGAAGUGCUACGGAGUGGCGUGCGCACGUUCCUGCACCGCAUGAUCAUCUGUCUGGAAGAGGAGGUGCUGCCCUUUAUCCCUUCAGCCUCAGAGCACAUGCUAAAGGAUUGUGAGGCUAAGGACCUGCAGGAGUUCAUCCCGCUCAUCAACCAGAUCACAGCAAAGUUCAAGGGCCAGGUGUCCCCAUUUCUGCAGCAGGUGUUCAUGCCGCUGGUCCAGGCCAUCUUUGAGGUGCUGGCUCGGCCAGCUGAGGAAAAUGAUCAAACUGCAGCUCUUGAGAAGCAGAUGCUGCGCAGGAGCUACUUUGGCUUCAUCCAGACCAUCACUGGCAGUGGCAUGAAUGAGGUCAUGGGCAGCCAGGGGGUGGAGAACAUUGAACAAGUGCUUUUCACCAUUAUCCAGGGAGCAGUUGACUUCCCUGAUCCUAUAGCACAAAAAACCUGCUUCAUCAUCCUCUCUAAACUGGUGGAGCUGUGGGGUGGAAAGGACGGCCUUGUGGGAUUCCCUGACUUCAUCUAUAAACACAUUGUACCAGCCUGCUUUUUGACUCCCCUCAAGCCAACCUUUGACUUGUCAGAUGCCCAGACUGUAUUGACGCUGUCUGAGUGCGCUUUAACGUUAAAGAUGAUCCACCUGAAAAGGGGACCAGAGUUUAUUCAUUAUCUACAACAGGAGUACUUGCCCUCCUUGCAAGUUUCACCAGAUAUUAUACAGGAACUUUGCCAAGUGCUGCAGCAGCCAGAUUCAAAGGUCCUUAAAAGUUAUUUAAAGGCAUUUUUUCAAAGAGCAAAACUAUAGAACUGGAAUUUCAAGGAUGGAGGAGAAGAGUAUGCAAGAAUAAACACGGUUGUCAGUGCCAUUUUAAAAAAAAAAAAAAAAAAA
Messenger RNA from Scleropages formosus (Asian bonytongue), 3256 nucleotides. It is a transcript of the gene xpot, whose product is annotated as exportin, tRNA (nuclear export receptor for tRNAs). Gene Ontology annotation, cellular component: nuclear matrix; nuclear pore; cytoplasm. The record is from RefSeq and is a predicted model, not a curated record. Gene Ontology annotation, biological process: intracellular protein transport; tRNA re-export from nucleus. The transcript is spliced from 25 exons. Gene Ontology annotation, molecular function: tRNA binding; small GTPase binding. Lineage: Eukaryota; Metazoa; Chordata; Actinopteri; Osteoglossiformes; Osteoglossidae. The coding region runs from base 266 to 3172 and encodes 968 amino acids.